Messenger RNA from Spea bombifrons (plains spadefoot toad), 3391 nucleotides. RefSeq names its product MICAL like 2 (gene MICALL2). The record is from RefSeq and is a predicted model, not a curated record. Lineage: Eukaryota; Metazoa; Chordata; Amphibia; Anura; Pelobatidae. The transcript has 18 exons. Gene Ontology annotation, molecular function: protein binding. Bases 166 to 3303 code for a protein of 1045 amino acids.
UGCUCUUACGCGGUGUUCCCGGGCUCAGACCGUAGGACUGCGGGCUGGAGGCUGCCUGGGGCCCCUGGGAGCCGGCCCUGAGCACGAGCUGCAGGAGGAAGAACCGGGCCUGAGCUGCCAACUCGGCGAACAGAACCAGCACCGGGGUUACACACAGUAUAAAGCAUGGCGGCGAUCAAGGCUCUCCAGCAGUGGUGCAAGCAGCAGUGCGAGGGGUAUCGAGAUGUGAACAUUACCAAUAUGACGACGUCAUUCCGCGAUGGUUUGGCGUUUUGUGCGAUCCUUCACAAGCACCGGCCUGACCUCAUAAACUUUAAUUCUCUCAGCAAAGAAAAUGUUUAUGAAAAUAACCACCUGGCUUUUCGUGUUGCUGAAGAAAAACUGGGUAUUCCAGCUUUGUUGGAUGCUGAAGACAUGGUCCAACUUAAGGUCCCGGACCGGCUCAGUAUCCUGACUUACGUGUCGCAAUAUUACAACUACUUCCACGGCAGAUCUCCCAUUGGUGGCAUGGGGGCGGUGAAACGUCCCCCGCCAGAUACCAUUGAGGAGCCAAUUGGAAAGAAAGUUACCAAUGAUGUCCCACCGAGCACCAACCGUCCACAGCCUGCUCCGAGAAGCAACCCACCAGCAUUAAAGGACAACUUGGUCGUUGAAAACGCUCCUGUGAGAGCGGGAAUAAGAGAAAUUGACAGCAAUGGAUCAGUCAGCAGCAGCUGCACGCUCUGCGGAAAGCAUGUUCAUUUGGUCCAAAGGCAUCUGUCUGACGGGAAAUUGUACCAUAGGAAUUGUUUCAAAUGUAAGCAGUGUUCACGCACUUUGCAGCCAGGAAAUUAUAAAAUUGGUGAUGACCCUGGCACCUUCAUCUGUUCAAGUCAUCAUCCCACCAUCACUUCACCAGUAACGGCCAACAGUAGUCCUUCUGGACCAUAUAGACCUGCAGCAAGUGCCUUUACCAAUAACCAGAAAAGCCCAUCUGUCACAAGUUCGCUGGUACCCAAGGAGAAUGACAAAACUCCAGUAAAUAAAUUUGUUCCAAACACCACAAACUCUGUUAAUCACGAGCCAACUAAUAGGACGGCAGUGGGUUUUGUGAGUAACAAUAAAAACAGCUCAAAUAUCGGUAUGAAAGCAGGACAAGGACCAGCUAGUAAAGUCACACCAAGCUUUCAAAAGGCAACUAAUAAGGAAAGUUCAAGUGCAGCAAACACGGUCACUCCAGAGCCAACAAACAGGACGGAGGUGGGCUUUUUCAAUGUCCACAAAUGGAGUCCAAAUGUCUCCAACGCAUCUGAGUCUGAAAACACAAACAAAGCUUCUACUGGUUACUCUAGCAAAAAUGUCAUUAAUGACACAGGUCCUCGGGUCCAUGAACAGGCAAACAGUCCAACCCCUUCUUAUCUACAAACUUACAAAGGGAAAACAGAUAAUGCAAACUCUUCGUUAUCCGGCUCGUCAAAGGAAGCCAAAAAAGAGCCAUGGCAAACGAAGACUUCCAGUUCCACAAGUAACUCCAUCAGUGUACUAUCCAGCCCUGGUGGAAAGUGGUCAUCUUCUCCAGUCUCAAAACAUGAACCUCAAGACAGUGACUCUUCUACAAAGAAAUUUUCAUCAACUGCAGCCAAGAACAAGGAAGCUCGGGACAAGUUCUUCCAGGCAAGUCCUGUGGUCAUUGAGCCAACAAACAGCAGUUCAUCAUCCGCUAAAGACACUCCUAAAGUUUCCAGUUCUAAUGGACCUGGCAGGUCUUUGGCUAUCGGUUCGACAUCAGGAACUUCAGAGGUGAACAUGGAUAAAGACAGAGACAAAGCUAGAAGUUACCUUCUGAAAGCACUUCCUGGAUCCAGUUCCCCAAAACCUGGAGGAGCUGAAAAGUCUAGCAGUGUAUCCAUUCCACAAAGGAACCUUGAUGUUAAACAAACAGAAUCCAAGACCGCCAGCCGUAAAGAGGAGCCCCAGAGACCUGUCCCGAAAGAGCGUCAGACUAAAGCGGCCACUUCUAGUCCAGAGCCUCCUAAAACCACCCCGAUGUACACCUUCAGCAAGGAAACUAGCGCUCCAAAUGCAGGGAAGAGUCUUGUUUCUACACAGACUGGUUUAUCCGGUGCUGGUUCCGUUCCAAACGCUCAAGUACCCAGCUCUAAAGUCUCAAAGUCAGAAGCCCCCGAAGACUGGAGAUCUUUGCUUAAAUCAGUUGAGAAGAGGCCCUCCAUUCCGGGGGCAAUUUUGGAAAAGCCUCCACUCCAAGACCAAGAAAAAACCUCUUCCCGAGUCCCGGAAAAAACCUCUUCCCGAGUCCCGGAGAAAACUUCUUCCCGAGUCCCGGAAAAAACUUCUUCCCGAAGUCACGAUGCAACAUGGCAGACAAAACCAACUUCGGUCACGACUACUGUGAUGGUGAACAUCAAUCCAAAUCCAUCUGGGAAAGAAAAUAAACCUGUGCAGUUUGUCGUAUCCCCUGCGUCACCGACUCAAGAAGGAAAACUGGAUGAGAAAGCGCGGCCGACCGCUACGCCACCAAAGAAAAAGCUUCUUAAGGUCAACGUGGACCUGAUCAGCGAUUUGCCAAAAACAGAACAAAAAUGGCAGGAUGCGAGCGAGGAGCCCAAGCACCCUUCCUGGCGUUUCCACUUGAAUAAAGAAGAUAAUGUGUCUUCCAAGAACACUGAGAACUUCGUGCCAUCGUCUACAGUUAAAAUAUCCAAGUUGUUAUCACAAGACUUGUCAGAAAAUGGAAGAGCUCCGUAUAAGAGUCAUUCAGAAUACAUCCCAGAAGAUGAAAUCCAGCAGAGACUGCAGAAAAUCGAGCAGGAGCUGGACGUCCUGGAGCUGCGCGGCGUUCACAUGGAGAAAGAGCUGCGUAGCAGCGAUGGAGAUGACUCGGAAGACGCGCUCAUGGUGGACUGGUUUAAACUCAUUCACAAGAAGCAGCUGCUGCUCAGGGAGGAAUCUGAAUUGAACUACAUUUCCAGGACGCAGAUGCUUCGGAAACAGCAGCACGAAGUAGAAACGGAACUCCGGAAUUUGAUGAACAAACCCGACCACCAAAAGACCACGAAGGAUGCGCAGCUGGAGCAGGAACUGCUGGAUAAGUUAUUGUUGCUCGUCAAUGACCGGAAUGAGAUUGUGCAAUGUCUGGAUGAAGACAGGAUCCGGGAAAAGGAAGAGGAUGAAGUCAUAGAAGCAAUGAUACAAAGACAUUCAGAUACCCACCAGAAAGAGGAGAGUCCAGACCCUAGUACUAAGAGAAGGUCCCGAUUCAGCUUUUCUGGGCUAUUUAAACCGAAAGAUAAGAGCAAUGCAUAGGAGAGGCCCCUCUCCUCCUUAGAACCCUAAGAAAGUUCAACAACCCGGGAUACACUGUGCAUUACUUUAUACUGACACGCUGGAACAC